Pygocentrus nattereri (red-bellied piranha) is the source of this 3003-nucleotide messenger RNA. RefSeq names its product insulin-like growth factor-binding protein complex acid labile subunit. Gene Ontology annotation, molecular function: protein binding. The transcript has 2 exons. Bases 101 to 2929 code for a protein of 942 amino acids. Lineage: Eukaryota; Metazoa; Chordata; Actinopteri; Characiformes; Serrasalmidae. Gene Ontology annotation, cellular component: plasma membrane. The record is from RefSeq and is a predicted model, not a curated record.
GGCUGACUCUACACGCACAGCAGUUCCGCUGACAGAUGCCUCUCUGAGUGUCAAUUUACUUUCUCUCUUGCUGGGGGAAUAUUGGUCUAAGUACUGAACCAUGCUUAGGCUUGUGGGUGUGGUAUUGACCCUAACUGCGGCAGCUGGAGCUUGCAUAAAGUCAUGCGAGUGUGUAGACAACGAAACCUCUGUCACUUGUUCAAACCAGAAUCUUCUGGAGUUUCCUCAACCUCUACAAGGCGUCAAGGCACUUUAUGUGACUAACAGCUGGAUCCGCGCUCUCCCCAGUGAGGGUUUGGAAGAACUUCUGGUACUUGAUCUCACCAACAACCAUCUUGGUGAGUGGCUUACUGAUACAACCACCUUACCAAAUAUGAGAAGCCUCACCCAGCUGUUUUUAAGAGGAAAUGGAAUUUGCACAUUGGUGACUGGACAAUUUCAAGAACUGAACAAUCUCACUCUCUUGGAUCUCAGUGAAAACAACAUCAAGAUUCUCCCACCAAAGUUCCUCAGAGGUUUGACCAACCUUCAGGUCCUUUUCUUGAGCUCAAACCAGAUACAAAACCUGCCUUAUGCAGCUUUCAGUGGAGCUCCUGCACUUAGAGAGCUCCAACUGAACAAUAAUAAUAUACAGAUGAUAGAAAAAGGUGUGUUUGGAAAUUGCACCAAUUUAGAAAAACUCCUUCUGUCAAAGAACCAUUUGAAAACGGUAGAAAAAGGGACAUUUAUAGGUCCACUGGCCCUGGCUCACCUUGAUCUCAGUAAAAACAGGCUCGCCACUGUGCCCACAGCCGCGCUUACAGAUACACCCAAUCUCACUAGCCUCUAUUUGCAUCAAAAUGAUAUCACCUUUGUUCCUGAAAAUGCUUUCUCUGGACUGUCAGCAUUAAUAAGACUGUAUCUGAACAACAACCCCAUUUAUAGUUUAAAUGAGACCUCCUUGCAUGGUCUUUUUCAGCUUGGUGAACUUGAUCUGAGUUCCAAUCAACUGAAGAAUCUGCCCUCAUUAGUGUUUCAAGAUUUAGGCAAAUUGGAGUGCCUCAAUUUAUACAACAAUGCACUGAUGUCACUCCCUCAAGGCCUCUUUAACAAUUUAACCAAUUUAAAAGAACUGCAACUUGAUAAAAAUAAAAUUCAAACCAUCCCGCCAGAUCUAUUUCAGUCACUUUCAAAGCUCAAACAAUUACAGCUGGACAGCAAUCUCAUCUCAGAGCUUGACUCAUCUUCAUUCAGAAUGCUGAGAAGGCUUAUACACCUUGAUCUUAGCAAUAACAACCUGACCAAAAUUUCUAGAGGGCUUUUUCACAACACAGGAUUAUCCCCUAAUGACACUGAACACCUAAACUCGCUAAGAGACUUUAGGCUUAGAGAGCUCCACCUGAGCGGUAAUAAUAUUGCGAUGCUAGAAAAAGGUGUGUUUGACAACUGCACCACUAUGACUAAACUGCAUCUCUUCAACAACCACUUGAAAACCAUAGAGGAAGGGACCUUCAGGGGGGCAAUGCACCUGCUUUAUCUCGAUCUCGGCAAAAACAGGCUCACUGCCGUUCCCACUAGCUCCCUUAAGGAUACACCCAAUCUUAAUCACCUUCACUUGCAGCAAAAUGCUAUCACCUUUGUUCCUGAAGAUGCUUUCACUGGACUAGCCGCAUUAAAAAAAUUGGAUUUGAGCAAGAAUCCCCUUGUAAGUUUGGAUGAAAACUCCCUUAGGGGUCUCUUCAAGCUUAGUGAACUGGACUUGAGUUUCAACCAGUUGCAGGAUUUGCCCUCUUGUGUAUUCCAAGACUUGGGCAUAUUGAAGAGCCUUAAUUUGUACCGCAAUGUCCUGACAUCACUUCCGGAAGGUUUGUUUAACAAUUUGACCCAAUUAAGAGAGUUGCAGCUUGAUAGCAAUAAUAUUUCAGUAAUUUCCCCAGAGAUAUUUCAUCCACUGACAGAACUUAUAGAUUUACAGCUGGACCAUAAUCUCAUCUCUGAGCUCAAUUCAUCUUCAUUCACAAACCUGGCAAAGCUGAAGAACCUUUACUUAAAUAACAAUAAACUACUGAGAAUUCCUAAGCACCUUCUCCAGAAAACAAAACAUCUGAAGGAGCUACAACUGACACAUAAUUCUAUCCACUCCAUCCCAAAGUUUUCUUUCAAAGGCCUUACUAGACUCAGAUCUCUGAGACUCAGUGGCAACCAACUUUCUGUUGUCCAUACUGAGCUGCUAACUGGUCUUGGUGACCUACGGGAGCUAUCACUAGAUCAGAACCAAAUAGAGAGCCUCCCAGUUGGAUUUUUCACACAGCUUCAAAACUUGAAAAUGCUCGACUUGGCCAACAAUCGUCUGAGGUCCUUGUCCACCGAAGAUUUCAAAGACUUGUAUGCAUUGAGAGAGUUGCACUUGAGUUUCAAUAAGCUGAGUACACUGCCAGAUGGUAUGUUCUUAUCUCAAGAAAACCUUCAGAAGCUCUUCCUGCAGCACAACCACCUGCACUACUUACCCCCAAAGGUGUUCUCACCUUUGAUCUCUUUGCAAGACCUUGAUCUAGAAAACAACCACCUCCAGGAUGUAGCCCGAAUGCAAUUCCGCAGCCUGAAGAACUUGAAGCAUCUACAUCUCAAAUCAAACAAACUGCAGUCACUGGAUAACGGGACCUUGGAGGCUCUGACAGCUCUGAGAUCCAUACAUCUCGGCGAGAACCCAUGGGAUUGCUCUUGUGCCUCAAACAUGUAUAUCAGCAAAUGGAUCAAUAAGAGGACUCAUUUGGUGAAGGAUAUACCCACAUGCUCUGCCAGGUCUGGAAGGCUUGCUGGUCAGGAUCUCAAGAUUUCUGCCUUGUCUCCACAGCAUUGUGUCAGUGCUGCCUGCUUCUCUACAUGUAUGCCACAAAUGCAAAUAAUGACAAUGCUUAUGGCUUUCACCCUGAAUGUGCAGAUCCUGUGAGGUCCCUUUGUUUUUGUCCAAAUUCAUGUGCUUCUAUCACAGCUGUGGUCGAAAUAAAAUGCUAUUUUCUCCUA